CUAUAGCGUAGACUAGGAAAUAUAUACAUACCUGUUCAUAUACCAUGAAUAUUGACCGACGUACGUACUAAGAUUGAGUAUAAAUAGUUCACACCUCAAAGUUACAGGGUCAAGCUUCACGGCCAUACCGAGAGGAUGCAGAUGUGGAUUAAGGGUGUGGCCGAAAGGUGUAGUACGGGUUAGUACUCACACAUCAUAAGAGCACGACAAAGAUCGGUGACCAGGUCAGCAUUUUACUCAUCAUUUGUGUAAUAAAGGAAAAACUGAAAAUGGAGAAAAUUGUUUUGAAAACUAUGCACACUGCUAGACUGUGUAAAAAUGCUGUCUACCAAGCGUCUGUCCGGGAGGUGUCCGAAGACGGGGAUUUUGCCAGCCUUAAAGAGUCGCGUAAGGUUCAUGCGAAGGCAAGAGAAGAAAAAAGAUUAGAGGAGAUUACAGAAAAGGACGACCAAACCCCACCUCCGACAUACACACCAAUCAAACCUGAACAGAGGGACGAAAUACAUGACGAGAUUCGGGUAAAACUAUUUGAUGCUAUCGAGAACGGCUCCGUUUCAGAAGUGAAUUCUCUACUGGGUCAGGCAAGAAGCUAUGUCAGUCUGCACCAUGCGGACAUGCUCGACCCUUCCAAUGAACAAAACGUGUUGCAUUUUGCAUUAAGUAUCCCCCGUCUGGAGAUUGUCGACCUCAUUCUGAGCGAUAAAGUAAACGACGACUUAUUGAACCAAGUGUUCCAAGUGCCAAAAAGCACAAGAUCAAUUUUACACCAAAUAACCGAACUGAACAACGUAUCAUUAGCAAAGAGGGUAUUGGAAAAGUUCUCAAACAGAAGUGAAAAGGUGAAAAUUAUCGAGAUGGAAACUUUGGUUGACGUUGAGGGUCAAAGACCAAGAGUAUUUUCUUCGUAUCAUCUUGCAGCCUUCAAGGGUUUUACUGACCUAGUGAAUCUGUACCUCGACACCGGUGUCGAUAUUGAUUUACUCAAUGGGAAGAAAGAUACAGCGUUGCUAUGGGCAGCAAGGUGGGGUCACACAGACACCGUGAAUUGUCUCCUUGACCGACGCGCAGAUGUCAGUUUGGAAAACGACAAGAAAUCGACUGCUUUGUAUUGGGCUGUACGCUACCAGAAAUACGACACAGUACGACUUCUUCUUCAGAAGGGAAGGGCAAAUCCCAAUCAGACUAGACUACUUGGGUUGGUGGCACCUAUCGUCAUAGCAUCAGCAUUAGGCAAUAACACAAUAGUCAAGGAACUCAUUCGCCACGGCGCGGACGUUAAUACCAUAAUUCGCGGAGGAGAAAUGCCACUCCAUCACGCAGCAAAAGAGGGCCACGUAGACGUGGUUCAGACCCUGUUGAAGGAAGGCGCAAUACUUACGGCCCAGGACGAGAGGGGAGAUAGAGCUCUAAGCCUGGCUUCACAAAACGGGUAUGCAGACGUUGUCAUGCUCCUUCUUGAUAGCGGGGCAGACAUGUAUCACAAGAACCACUUUGGUAUGGACGCCUGGUAUAGCGCUAUAAAUCAAAAGAACGACAUAGUGCUUAAUGUAUUGACGAAUCAUUACAAUAAUCUUUACGAGAAGGACAGAACAUUGAAGUCGCCUCUUUGUAUUGCUGCUAGCCUCGGUAGAUGUGCGAAAAUUGAAACCCUUGUGAAGUUGGGAGCAUAUGCAGAACAACAAGACGAAGAUGGAAAUACGUUAAUGCAUCACGCUGCUGCUAACAACCAAGGGGAAGUAAUAAAGAUGUUUCACAAGACGGUGAACGUUGAUGCUAAAAACAACGAAGGGGAUACAGCACUACAUAUAGCAUGUAGGGAAGGCAAUCAUAAUGCAGUUUUAGAACUGAUAGAUAAAAAGGCAAAAUCCAACAUUGCAAAUUCGAUUGGAGAAAAUGCACUGCACACCGUGGCUCUUUCCCCUGCCACAACGCACGACAUAGCCCGAGCUCUUGUUCAACACACCAUCAAGUCACACGACUGGGAAAGCUUGAAUGCGAUGGAUGCUCAGGGCAACAACGCUCUUCAUAUUGCAGCACGGUUUGCAAAACCAGAAGUUCUUUGGGAAUUUCGAUUCGUAAGAUUUAGAGACACUGACAUUGACGGAAACACACCACUUCACGAAGCGGUAAUUUCUGGGAAAGAGAAUAUAUUUAAGACAGCCCUUGACGUCUAUGAGAAUAUGCAGAGAGAUGCUGACAUCAACACACUGAAUAACAACUCGGAAAGCGUGCUUCAUCUCGCUGCUGACGCAGGGUUCUCGGAAAGUGUCACAAGGCUAGUGUUUUAUGGUGCUGACUUAUCAUGUGCCGACAGGGAUGGUAACACAGUGCUUCAUAGACUUAUUAGGUCCCUGACGGAGGACAAAAGCAUGCAUGAUGCCCGCAUGAAAGUAGUGGAGACUAUCUUGCAUGAUUCUGUCAGGUGGUGGAGCACUAUGCAAAACGAACCUUAUCCAGAAGAGAACAAAUCGCGUUUCAAGGAAAUACAACGAGAAGCACUUGUUUCAUUGACAAACGACUACAAAAACAACAACAACUUAUCGGUCUUGGCGUACGCGUAUAAGUUAGGUUCAUACACAUUUCUGGACCGAUUUUUGACCAUGCCUGACGUCAUGAAGUUUCAACAAGGAGAUGAGGUCUAUUUUGACGUUUCACAUUUGAUACCAUUGACAAGUGAGGUAUCCAAGCGGUGCUGUGGUCUUGCAACAAAUGAACAAACGGGAUCCCAUAUAGAGCUUUUGAUGACAUUAAAGGCCAAAGAACGUGCAUCACGCGUGCUCGACGUGCCACCCGUGAGGCACAUUGAACAAAUGUAUACUUCCAUAUGUGCUUGGGGCUACGCAUUCUUCAUGUUGUUGCACAUCAUCUAUAUGGGCGUGUUUUCCUAUCUGGGCGUGUCGGUGGCGGAAAAAUUCCGCCAUCUUAACAAUGAUGUUCCCCUCUUCAAUACAGACCCUGUGCUGGUGGCAGUCUACAUAGUUGUACCCAUAGAACCCGCCAUAGCUGUUAUAUAUUCGUCGGUGUCCCUUGGCAGAACUAUUUACAGGAGAGAGUCGCCAGAAAUAUAUUCGCUCAUCACCAAGUUUUUCCUUACCCUGUCUGCCUGUUUGACUCUGGCCUGGAUUGGAAUGGUUGCCCGACGAGAUCCUAACCAGGAUUACGUACUAGCGAUAUGUUUGUGUCUUGGAUGGAUGAGCUCGAUAGCACUGACGAGAGGUUUCAAAGGUAUUCACUACUUCUUCAAAAUGUUAGUCAACAUGGUCGUUAGAGAUGUUCUUCGCUUUCUUGUCGUCUUCUCCUUCGUGAUCCUCGCAUUUGGUUUCGCCCUGCAUGUUAUAUUCCAGAUAUCCUCUGAUAUCGUAGAUACUUACUCGGAUCCGUUCGAGACUCUUUUCAUGACUUUUAACCUUAUGAUUGGAAUGGCAGAGCUGUUUGAUGAUGAUUUUGUAAACGGAAUGUCAGGAGUUGGUCGUUCAGUAACAUUUGCUAAGGCAAUUUAUCUGAUAUAUAUCUUGUUAUCGACAAUUGUUUUGUUGAAUCUGCUCAUAGCAAUGAUGAACGACUCAUACUCCGACAUUUUACAACAUCAGAAGGUCAACUGGAGAGUGGAAUCGAUUCAAAUAGCGAUUGGUGUUGAACAUUUCUUCCCGUGGUUCCCGUCCAUUUUUGGUAGAACCACAAUUAGAAAAGAACUCCACGGCGAGGGGAAAUUAGCGAAAAGAGAGAGAUGGUAUUUAGUGACAACAGAAACUAAUGUUUUGAAUGACACCUCGGAGUUUAUCAAUAAUGACACAAAUGAACGGAAGACCACUUCCUUUGAGGAAAAACUGUAUGAAGUUGAAAACCGUGUACAGAAUAUAGAGCAGCAGGCAUCCGAAACGAGAGAGACAUUGGAAGAGAUCAAGAAACUAAUCCAAAAUAUAAACAGUAUUCUUAUAAAAUGAGUUUGUGCUAUGGAGGCAUUCUGUUUUCUGAAAUCAAAAUGCGUUGUAAUAAUUAUUCCCAACACCAAGAAUUAGGUGUUGGUGCCUGGCAGACUAAAAGGGAGAUGUUGAAACAUCUAGCUUGGGUCUAUUCUGUGGUGCAUGAACAUUGCAUAAAUCUUAAUAAUUUUAUAUUAAUACCAAUAUUUCAUUAUCAUACUUGCAUAAAUCCUUUCUACCUUUUGCACCAUAAUUCUAUAUUUCAAUGAUGAAUGCAUGAAUCAUCAGUAUCAUCACAAAAGCCAAAUGUUGAAGGUAUACCGGUUACCAAUUUGUAAUUAUUUUACAGAAAGUAAUUGAAUACUAAUUAAAGAUAAUAUUCAAAAGAAACCCCAGUCUACCAAACUGUGAUUUAUUUAUUUAAUUAUUGAUACAUAAUCAUAUAACUUCGUAUGAGAAUGUGCAUAGUUGCAUUCUCAUAUAUAAUAUUUUAUUUCCUAUGUUAUAAGUUUAUUUUAAUGAUAAAAUAUAAUAUUGAAUAUCAAAGCAACUUACAUGUAUUUUUUAAGAUUAUUUAUUGAAUUGUUAAAAAUAAGUACAUGUAUAAUCAAAUUGAAAAUUGAUACAAAAUAUUUCGUAACAAAACAAAACACACCUUUCAAGUCUACUUUUAUAGAUAUCCACCAAUGAAAUUCUCAAAUGGAAUAACUAGUAUGUAAUAAAUGCUGUAAACCAUGAUAUUAGUGCCCAGUCCCUGGUCUUUGAAAAAAUACCAAGUGUUGAUUACUAAUUACAAUUAAAUUCCCGAUCAAUGUACCUGUAGUUCUAAUUGUAAGAUAAUAGGUAUUUCAGAAGUAUGGUGAAAUACCGAUAAAUACUGAUAAUGAAACAAGUGAAAUCAUGUGUAUACCGUAUUCUGCCAUACCGGUAUAUUCUAGGUAUAUAUACGGUAUUCAAUAAAAAAAGUACUCAAUAUUUUCAAUUGUUUCAAUUUAUUACUUUUUUUCCAAUAUGACAAUGAAAGUGAUGGAGUAUUGAAAUGUAUAGAAACUAGUAAUGUACAAGAUGUCGUAUUCAAAUCAGGUCUUUCAACUUCCCCCAAAAAGGUAAUAAAUUAAAUAUUUAUGAUA
This is a messenger RNA of Pecten maximus, 5053 nucleotides long. RefSeq lists its product as uncharacterized. The transcript is spliced from 4 exons. Lineage: Eukaryota; Metazoa; Mollusca; Bivalvia; Pectinida; Pectinidae. Gene Ontology annotation, molecular function: protein binding. Bases 270 to 3944 code for a protein of 1224 amino acids. The record is from RefSeq and is a predicted model, not a curated record.